AUGACGCUUGACGAUGCUGCAGACACCAUCUUCCCACUGCCAGGGUCGAUUCCCAAGGCCUGGGACCCCGAGGAGCUGCGGCGAUGCGGAGCGGUAGAAACAAGUCUUCGUGCAUCAUUCGACCUAGAGGGUGAAGUCCACCCGGUCUUCUGCAACUGGGACAUGUCCGGGGAUGGCGACGCCGGCGAGGAGCUGAUGUUGCGUGAACUGCACCAACCACUGCUGCUGGCGAGCAGGCUCCUCGAAGGCGCAGGACUGCCCUGGCUCUCCGAGUUUCUCAUCGACGACAUCUUCGGCGCCUCGUACCCGGGGCUUCCGCCGCCGGCUCUUCCCGAUAGUCAUCAUGGCGAAGUCGAUAAAGAAAGCGAUAUCAACAGCAUCUGCCAGUCUCGGACGCCGGUCGUGAUCGUGCGCCACCACCGCGCGGCCUGGGCAACGCCGCGCCUCGUGCGGACGUGGCUCGACGCGACGGCGCGCGAGCUGCGCACGGCGCUACCCCGGUGCGUGCUGUGGCAGCUUGACGGGGUCAUGUUCGCGGCGUUUGGGUGGGUUGGAUACACGUGCCGGCACCUGUUGCGCGAGGGCACCGGCGGCGUGGACAGCAACGUGGACCACCCGAACGUGAUUAGAGACGCCGACGCCGAGGCGAGGAGACGGGGGGUUCCGAGCCGCUUCUUGACGGUCCUCGUUAUACGAGAGUACACGGCGCGGCUCUGUGCCCUACGGCAGCUGGGGCAGUUCGGUGGCGAGGAGUACAUGCUCACGGCCUUUAUGUUGGCCGUGACGGCGUUGCAUGAACUGGGACAUGCAAUCUACUGGAAGGACCUGCGUGCUGCUAACCGGUGCAUGAACGAGCCCUACUUUGGCGGCGAUCUUGAAAUGGAGCUUGGCGACAGCUUCAUCGCCUCCAUAUUCGGCGACUGGACGCCCGUUCCUAUCGAGCACACGCACGACGAGUUCGGCUGGCGGGGGACCUUUGAGCGUGGGCUGGCCUGGAAGCAGCAUCUCACUUGGGAUUUCCAUCGGACCAGGCCAAGAUACCGGGCUCACUAUUCCAUACCGGUCAAGUAG
Messenger RNA from Lasiosphaeria miniovina, 1071 nucleotides. RefSeq lists its product as uncharacterized. NCBI's taxonomy places the organism in Eukaryota, Fungi, Ascomycota, Sordariomycetes, Sordariales, Lasiosphaeriaceae. Bases 1 to 1071 code for a protein of 356 amino acids. The record is from RefSeq and is a predicted model, not a curated record. The transcript has 4 exons.